CAAGUGAAUCUCAAACUUGUUAUGUGCGCAAAAAACUUUGCUAGAUAAACCGCUUUUGAACAAUGAAGUUUUCCGUUUUCAUCUGCAGUGUUUUAAUUACUAUCACUGGUUUCUACGUUGAGGAAUCGUCACAAGUUUCAGCCCGAUGUCGCGAGGUGAAAAUAUUGAAUGGAAAAAUGCGUCAGAACGCCCGAGGAAGAAUGGUCAGAUUCUGGUGCAACCAGGGAUUCAAACUGAUAGGAACCAAGUACGCAACUUGCGUCAGAGAAAGAUUGGACCUUCCGCCUCCAAUUUGCGCCAAAACAACGUGCUCACCCGUGAACAAACCCGAGCACAGUUUGAUGGUGGAAAGGGAAUCUGGUGCUGUUCUCAUGUUCGUUUGUGAGCCCGGUUACGAGCUGCAGGGUUCUAAGGAAAUAUACUGCAUGGGUACAGCGUGGAACGAAAGCGCGCCAACUUGCAAAAACACGAGGAUAAAUCCGCCGACAAGUUGUAACUUCGAUGAUCCUGGCCUCUGCUCCUGGGAACAAGAUAGUUUCCACGACUUCGACUGGACGAGACACAACUUCCGCACCGGAAGCUGGAGAAUCCCAACCGGUCCGUCUCACGAUCACACUUUGGGAUCAGGAUACAACGGUUAUUACUUGUACACCGAGGCGACAGGGAAAAGAGAAAACGACACUGCACGAAUCAUAUCACCUCUUUACAGUUCCAAUCUGACCGAAGGAGGAUGUUUUUCAUUCUGGUAUCACAUGUACGGAAAUACCAUCGGAACGCUGAAUGUUUUUGUCAGACCUGAAGGGGGAGUCAGACGAUUGAUGUUCACCAAAAGUGGAAAUCAGGGUAACGCAUGGUGGUCUGGUUUCUUUGACUUGCCAAAAAUUGAAAACAAUUUUCAGAUAGUCAUAGAGGGAAUAAGAGGCCAAGGAUAUCUGAGCGAUAUUGCUAUCGACGACGUCGCGAUUCUGCAGGGAAAUGCCUGCAGGGAUCAGCUGAAUGUGACGACGGAAGUGACUCCAGUCGAUGACGAUGAUCAAGCGGAGAUCGUGCAUUCGAUGCAGACUUGUAACGGAAAGUGCAUAAAUUUCAACGCCACGUAUGAUCCGAGCGUCAUUUGUCAGUGCGAUCUGAACUGCAUCGAUAGACAAAACUGCUGUCCGGACUACGCAGAAUUCUGUUUUUCGUCCUCUGAUUUUGACGAUAGCACUACCGUGACUCCGCCAGGCUUAAAACCGGUCUCUUUUACGCCGGAAAUUCCGUCCACAAGACUACCUGAUAGGCUUCCUAUUCCCAUUAGUCCCAAGGAUGGCCUGGAUCCAAAUCCGCCAAAACGACUGGACGGGAACACAACCAAAAAAUCGAUCCAGAGCAGCACUCAGGAAACCCUGGCGGUGACCGUGUCUAGCGAAGAAGUAGACGCCCAGAAAUCAAGUCGACAUCCGAGGAGGUUUUCGCUUUCAGGAAUCAUAGCGAUAGUCGCAGGCAUCACAGUAGCUGGAAUCGCUUGUGCAGGAUUAGUCACCUUUUUUAUUUUCCAGAAGCGUAAUAAUUACAAAAAAAAUUCCCGAAAAUCGGCUCUCUCUGAUGACAGCGAUGUCAGAUUUCUUACCUCCGACGAAAUGCUGGAUUUCAAUAUCGCAAGACCUGAAGACAUGGAACUUCCUUCCUAAUUGCAACCGGUGAACUUGAUGGGAUUUAAUAUAUUCUUUUGAAAUGGUGUUCCGUUAUUACGAAAGAAUAUCUUUAAUAAGGGUGAAAACAUCUACGCAGAUAAAAAGAUGAAACUCAAAAAACUUAAGCACAAGAUUUAUUUUCAGAAGCUUCGCGCGAUGAAUUCGAGAUC
Molecule: messenger RNA, 1843 nt
Organism: Diprion similis
Lineage: Eukaryota; Metazoa; Arthropoda; Insecta; Hymenoptera; Diprionidae
Product: MAM and LDL-receptor class A domain-containing protein 1-like
Exons: 10
Coding region: 63-1670 (535 amino acids)
Cellular component (GO): membrane
Source: RefSeq, a predicted model, not a curated record